Molecule: messenger RNA, 2402 nt
Organism: Cephus cinctus (wheat stem sawfly)
Lineage: Eukaryota; Metazoa; Arthropoda; Insecta; Hymenoptera; Cephidae
Product: serine/threonine-protein kinase NIM1
Exons: 7
Coding region: 728-1888 (386 amino acids)
Biological process (GO): microtubule cytoskeleton organization; protein phosphorylation; intracellular signal transduction
Cellular component (GO): cytoplasm
Molecular function (GO): protein serine/threonine kinase activity; tau-protein kinase activity; ATP binding
Source: RefSeq, a predicted model, not a curated record
UAUAAUAAAAAUAUAUUGUAUAUAUACGGUUAUGUAACAGGUAUAUACUUUUCAUCUAUUAACCACAGAUUCCCCUACGUUACUUCGUUCCAAGGAUUCCCAGCUUAUCGUGAUGCAAUAUUUACACGGAGCGUAGCAAGGAUGUCCAGAAAUUGUCGAGAGGGCACCAGUUCGAAGUUAUCGAUCGAAAUUUCCUGGAGGACGUUGAGCGCCCGCAAGAACUCAAAUAUGUAUAACGGAGACAGAAACGUGCCAUGAAGGAGUCUCAACCAGUUUCCCACUCCUCGUCAGUGAUUGCUGUCAGUUGGCAUCAGUCAGCAGGUGACUGCCGAGUGGGAAGGUUGUUGUGCGUCCCUUAAAAUCUAAGGGUGAAAUAGAGGAAGUAGAAAAUAAUCCUUAUCAAGGAUCGAUUCCUAACCUCUGUGCACUUUAAUGACUAAUUGGAUAACCAUCUAGACGUGAUGUGAGCCGUUUUAUUUUCAGAGCACAAUGCUGCACCAAAUAUAUAUGCGCGCCGCAGAAAGUAAUGGACUCAUGGUGGACCAGGUUAGAGCUCGCAGAUCUCGCCUGAGCCAGGACACCUGGAAGAUAUCGCAUCGUACCCUUCGAUAGAUGAGACCCUCCAGCAUCCCAGUGCCAGGCUCGGUCCAUCAAGAGCCGAACUAUCCGAACAGUUCCUGUCCGCCACGUUGGAGUGCUGAGGUUUCAUUCAGUUCUAAGAAUCCAGAUGAUGCUCGAUGGGUGCGCGAUGCAAGCCUCGGAAAGAGCGUCGGGCUUUAUAGGCUACGGGGAGAUCUUGGCUCCGGGAACUUCUCCAGGGUCAAAAUGGCAAUUCAUCAUCCGACCAAUGCCUAGUUUCUUGUUCGGUGUUUCAGAAAAGGUCGCCAUCAAGAUUUUGGAAAAAACGAAGCUCGACGAGAAGACCAGAAGGAUGUUGUCCAGGGAGAUAGCUACUAUGGAAGGAAUUUGCCAUCCCCAUGUUAUCCGGCUUUUUGAAGUGGUGGAGACUUAUGCUAGGAUACACCUGGUGAUCGAAUAUGCUCCUGGUGGAGAGUUAUUUGAUAAGAUAUCAGUAAAUGGAAAAUUUAAGGAGGAAGACGCGAAGAUCCUCUACUCGCAAAUUCUAUCUGGUGUCAAGUAUAUGCAUUCCCUGGGAUUUGUCCACAGAGACAUCAAGGCUGAAAAUGUAUUCUAUGCAGGACCAGGUCUCGUCAAACUUGGAGAUUUUGGAUUCAGCACUCGUCUCACAGAAGGUCCGGAACAGAUGCUGGAAACCUUCUGCGGCAGUCCGCCGUACGCAGCGCCAGAACUCUUUAGAGAUGAAUCUUAUCUAGGUCCCUACGUUGAUAUUUGGGCACUAGGUGUAUUAUUGUAUCUGGUAGUCACUGGGACUAUGCCCUUCCGAGCCAGGACUGUCCUAGGCCUGAAGACUCUCAUUCUCGAUGGAAAAUUUAUCAUUCCCGAUCAUGUUAGUCUACCCUGCCGAACACUCAUUCGAGGAACUUUAAAACAGACUCCACUAGAAAGGCUAAAAAUUCAGGAGAUGCUCGACAGUGAGUGGUUCAAGGAUAUUCCUUUACCUUCAGAAACUCCGCUACCCCGAUGUCUACUUUUGCCUACAAUUUCUGGUGAUCAAAAUCAGAUAUCUACAAGAGAAAAGGAAGCUAGGACGAAGUUAGAGAAGCUGGGAAUUGAUUCAACGCUCCUUGCGGCACAUUUGCCAAGCGGUCCGCGGUCGAGUGUCAUUGGUACCUACAGAAUAGUCAUGUACAAAUUAUCAAGGAUCACUCAGAAUCAUUCGGUGAAGCCAGUUGUGACAAGUCCAAAGACUCCGCCAUCGCCAGGGCCGAAAAAGGGCCAGAAGUCCAAGAUGUGUUCCAUACUUUGAUUUCUGAGAGUACAUAAUAUUCUUUUAUCCCACACAACACAAACAUCCUAAACUCAUCUUUAAGAUGUCUAAAGGACAAUUUCGACCUAUAAGACCUCCUCUGGUUAUCUCAAAGAUGACUUUAGGAUUUUGAUGUAGUCUGUGUACGUUUCCAUUUUUGGAGGAGCCGCAGUGGCGACAUCUACGUUCUCCAUAGAUUUUCAAGACUUCAGAGGACAGUCGACCUGCCGGACAGCGACUAUAUUUUCUGACAUCGUGUUUCUUUGCUCUGCUACGCUGGGAAGACUAGACACCAUAAUCAAUUGUUAUAAUUAACAUAGGAGUGGGCCCAAAAGUUACGGGCCAGAUCUCGGAUUCACCUAAUCGUGUCCUAAGAUUAUCUCUAUUACUCUGACGGGUUGUUAUACCACGAAUCUACUAUAUGAUCUAGGCGCGGGCGCCUAGUUCAAAACCAUAUGUACAAUACCUCAAAAAAUAUAUGGAGUUAGAUAAAUUAUAUAUAAAUAUGCGAUUA